AUGGAAACAGUGUUUGAAGUGUGUGAUGACGAUAACAAAGGCUAUUUAAGCAGAGAGGAAUUUAAAGUUGCAGUAGUACUGUUGUUUAGUUACAAGCCCUCAAAGGUGGAGGUGGAUGCAGUAAUGUCUUCUGUGAAACCAGAAAAUUCAGGUAUAUUAUUUGAAAAGUUUUUAGAUCUCAUGAGCGCAAGGAAAGCUGCACAACUAUACAACAGUGAAACAUGGCAAAUAUUCACAGCUUUUGAUGUGCAAAGUAGAGGGUUUUUAACUUUUGAAGACUUCAAGAAAACCUUCAAUUCUGUUUCUUCAAAAUUACCUGAAAGCGUCAUACCUGAAGCCUUCAGAGAGGUUGAUCAGGAUUCUGAUGGUUGCAUCAGCUUCAAAGACUUUGAAUCUGCAAUGAAGUAUGGACAAGAUGAAGGAUCACUAUUGUACUUUGCUUAA
Messenger RNA from Anas platyrhynchos (mallard), 444 nucleotides. It is a transcript of the gene EFCAB11, whose product is annotated as EF-hand calcium binding domain 11. The record is from RefSeq and is a predicted model, not a curated record. Gene Ontology annotation, molecular function: calcium ion binding. NCBI's taxonomy places the organism in Eukaryota, Metazoa, Chordata, Aves, Anseriformes, Anatidae.